GCCACGGCCGUCGCCAUGUUGUGGCUCCCGCAGCCGGCGCUGGGGACGCGCGCGGCCGAGACCCGGGCCUGCAGUCGCCGCCGCCGCCGCCAGGUGGUGUUUGGACUCUAGACCAUGUGCCUAGGUAGAAGUUUUUCCUUUCUCCGCAGCUCUGCUCCCCUAGCAACGCUCGCCACACCCUUGUUUUGAGAUCCUCUCUAAGCCCUUUCCAGCGUCCAGCCAUGGGGGAUAUGAAAACCCCAGAUUUUGAUGACCUUCUGGCUGCCUUUGACAUCCCAGACCCCACCAGCCUUGAUGCCAAGGAGGCCAUCCAGACACCGAGUGAGGAGAAUGAGAGUCCCCUCAAGCCCCCAGGCAUUUGUAUGGAUGAAAGCGUGUCCUUGUCUCACUCAGGAUCUGCCCCUGAUGUGCCGGCCGUGAGUGUCAUUGUCAAGAACACCAGCCGCCAGGAGUCGUUUGAAGCGGAGAAAGACCACAUUACUCCCAGCCUCCUACACAAUGGAUUCCGGGGUUCAGAUCUGCCUCCAGAUCCCCACAACUGUGGGAAAUUUGAUUCUACUUUUAUGAAUGGAGACAGUGCCAGGAGUUUCCCUGGCAAACUGGAGCCUCCCAAGUCAGAGCCAUUACCCACCUUCAAUCAGUUCAGUCCAAUCUCCAGCCCAGAGCCUGAAGAUUCCAUCAAAGAUAACGGAUUUGGGAUAAAGCCCAAACACUCUGACAGUUAUUUCUCAUCCCCUCUUGGGUGCGGGGCUGUGGGGGGCCCAGUCCUGGAGGCUCUGGCUAAGUUUCCAGUCCCAGAGCUGCAUAUGUUUGAUCAUUUUUGUAAGAAAGAACCCAAGCCAGAACCCCUUCCCUUGGAGAGCCAGCAGGAACACGAGCGAGGUGGGCAGAAGGCAGUGGAACCUCACAAAGAUCUGGAUACCACUCGAUUCUUUGGGGAAGCUUUGGAGUUCAACAGCAAUCCUAGCAACAGUAUUGGAGAGUCCAAGGGGCUUGCCCGGGAGCUUGGUACCUGUUCAUCAGUCCCCCCUAGGCAGCGUCUAAAGCCAGCUCAUUCCAAGCUGUCCUCUUGUGUGGCAGCUUUGGUGGCCUUGCAGGCCAAAAGAGUGGCUAGUGUCACUAAGGAGGAUCAGCCUGGCCACACAAAGGAUCCCUCAGGGCCCACUAGAGAGGGUUCUAAAGGUAGCCCCAAAAUGCCUAAGUCACCAAAGAGUCCCCGGAGCCCUCUGGAGGCCACUAGAAAAAGUAUCAAGCCAUCCGACAGCCCUCGUAGCAUCUGUAGUGAUAGCAGCAGCAAAGGCUCACCGUCUGUGGCUGCCAGCUCUCCACCAGCAAUUCCCAAAGUGAGAAUCAAAACCAUUAAGACAUCAUCAGGGGAAAUCAAACGGACUGUCACAAGGAUCCUGCCAGAUCCUGAUGAUCCAAGUAAGUCCCCUGUUGGGUCACCUCUAGGGAGCGCCAUUGCUGAAGCCCCAAGUGAGGUGCCAGGGGAUGAGGUGCCUGUGGAAGAGCGCUUUCCUGAGGCAGGCACAAAUUCAGGGAGCCCCCAGGGGGACAGGAAAGGGGACGAGAGCAUGUCAAAGACCAGUGACUCUUCAUCUCUCUGCUGUAGUUCUGGGCCCCGGGUCCCAAAGGGGGCUGCCCUGGGCUCACAGACAGGCAAGAAGCAACAGAAUACAGCACUGCAGGCCUCCACCCUGGCCCCUGCCAACCUCCUGCCCAAAGCCGUGCACUUGGCCAACCUGAACCUCGUCCCCCACAGUGUUGCUGCAUCAGUGACAGCCAAGUCCUCAGCGCAAAGACGGAGUCAGCCACAGCUUACGCAAAUGUCGGUGCCCCUGGUCCACCAGGUGAAAAAGGCUGCCCCACUGAUUGUAGAGGUCUUCAACAAGGUCCUCCACAGCUCCAACCCCGUGCCCCUCUAUGCGCCAAAUCUCAGCCCGCCUGCGGACAGCAGGAUCCACGUGCCGGCCAGUGGGUACUGCUGCCUGGAGUGUGGAGACGCAUUUGCCUUAGAGAAGAGCCUGAGCCAGCACUAUGGCCGGCGGAGCGUCCACAUUGAGGUACUGUGCACACUGUGCUCCAAGACGCUGCUCUUCUUCAACAAGUGCAGCCUGCUACGGCACGCCCGUGACCACAAGAGCAAGGGGCUCGUCAUGCAGUGUUCCCAGCUGCUGGUGAAGCCCAUCUCUGCGGACCAAAUGUUCGUGUCGGCCCCUGUGAACUCCACGGCACCAGCAGCCCCAGCAGCCCCAGCCCCUUCAUCCUCUCCCAAACAUGGCCUCACUUCAGGCAGUGCCAGCCCCCCUCCUCCAGCCUUGCCGCUCUACCCAGACCCCGUGAGGCUCAUCCGGUACUCAGUCAAGUGUCUUGAAUGUCACAAGCAGAUGCGGGACUAUAUGGUCCUGGCUGCACAUUUCCAGAGGACAACAGAGGAGACAGAGGGGCUGACCUGCCAGGUAUGCCAGAUGCUGCUGCCCAACCAGUGCAGUUUCUGUGCCCACCAGCGGAUUCAUGCACACAAGUCCCCCUACUGCUGCCCGGAGUGUGGGGUCCUCUGCCGCUCUGCCUACUUCCAGACACAUGUAAAGGAGAAUUGCCUGCACUAUGCCCGCAAGGUGGGCUACAGGUGCAUCCACUGUGGUGUCGUCCACCUGACCUUGGCCUUGCUGAAAAGCCACAUCCAGGAGCGACACUGCCAGGUUUUCCACAAAUGUGCAUUCUGCCCCAUGGCCUUCAAGACUGCCAGCAGUACCGCGGACCACAGUGCCACCCAGCACCCCACGCAGCCCCACAGACCCUCCCAGCUCAUUUAUAAGUGCUCCUGUGAAAUGGUCUUCAACAAGAAGAGGCACAUUCAGCAGCAUUUUUACCAGAAUGUCAGCAAGACGCAGGUGGGCGUCUUCAAGUGUCCUGAGUGCCCACUCUUGUUUGUGCAGAAGCCGGAGUUGAUGCAACAUGUCAAGAGCACCCACGGUGUUCCCCGAAAUGUGGACGAGCUGUCAAGCCUCCAGUCUUCAGCGGACUCAUCCUCAAGCCGCCCUGGCUCUCGAGUUUCCACUGAGCCCCCAGCCACUAGUGUGGCUGCUCGGAGCAGCUCCCAGCCUUCUGGCCGCUGGGGUAGGCCUGAAGCCCAUCGCAGGGUGGAAGCCAGGCCGCGGCUGAGGAACACUGGCUGGACCUGUCGGGAGUGCCAGGAGUGGGUUCCAGAUCGGGAGAGCUAUGUGUCCCACAUGAAAAAGAGCCAUGGUCGGACAUUGAAGCGGUACCCGUGCCGGCAGUGUGAACAGUCCUUCCACACCCCCAACAGCCUGCGCAAACAUAUCCGCAACAACCACGACACAGUAAAGAAGGUCUACACCUGCGGGUACUGCACAGAGGACAGCCCCAGCUUUCCUCGGCCCUCCCUCCUGGAGAGCCACAUCAGCCUUAUGCAUGGCAUCAGAAACCCUGAUUUGAGCCAGACAUCCAAAGUCAAACCUCCGGGUGGACAUUCCCCUCAGGUGAACCAUCUGAAAAGACCAGUCAGUGGAGUGGGGGACGCUCCAGGCACCAGCAAUGGCGCAACUGUCUCUUCCACCAAAAGGCACAAGUCCCUUUUUCAGUGUGCAAAAUGUAGUUUUGCCACAGACUCAGGGCUCGAGUUUCAGAGCCACAUACCUCAGCACCAGGCGGACAGCUCCACAGCCCAGUGUCUCCUCUGUGGUCUGUGCUACACCUCUGCCAGCUCCCUCAGCCGCCACCUCUUCAUUGUCCACAAGGUGAGAGACCAGGAGGAGGAGGAAGAGGAGGAAGAAGAGGAGGCAUCGGCGGCAGUGGAGAUGGCAGUGGAGGCGGCAGAGCCAGAGGAGGGCUCCGGGGAGGAGGUGCCCAUGGAGACUAGAGAGAAUGGACUGGAAGAAUGUGUUGGCGAGCCUUUGUCAACUGACCCAGAGGCAAGGAGAUCGCUGGGCCUGGCCCCUGAGGAGGAGGGUGGCCAAGAUGAUCACAGUCAACCACAGGCCUCUCAGGACCAGGACAGCCACGCACUGUCCCCUCAGGUGUGACCGGAGGCUUUGCAGUGUGCACGGUCAGGGGUGGUGCCGAAGUGUCUUCCACCUGCUGUGCGGACCUUGGGAAAUAAAAGGCUCUGCCCUCGGUGCGGGUGUGAGUGUGGCCGGUUGUACCCUGGAGUAGUGUCUGCCCUGAGCUGCCAGUGCUGGGUAUCCCCCAGCCCCAGGAAAUGUGGGGUCAGCCAGGACCCUCACAGCUCUGAAUUUGCUUCUGUUAUUUAUGGCUUUGUGCUGCUUCUUGGUACCCCAUCUCUUGUCUGUGUCCUUCCAACCCCAGGCUGCUUAUGUGGCCCAACCCCAAUGCUGUCCGCUAUGCUUGAACCCUGCAGCAGCUGUGCUCUUCUGGGAGGUUCCUGCUUGCUGCCUUCAGCCAGGGCACUCCUCAGAGCUCUAUUUUCCUGCAGACACGAGCUCUCCUUCCUGCCUUUAGAGCCUGUGGAGGAGGGAAAUGAGGGCUGCUGACACAGUGCCUCUGGGAGAGCUCUGCCUAGCCUGGUUUGGUGAGGGCCCUUGUUCACCUUGCCUUUCCUCCCUGUCUUCUCUGAUUCUCUUCCCUCAAAAUAGUCCUGAGAACUAAUUGUCACACUGGCUCACCAUGUCUCUGUGAGUGGGGUGGGAGAAGCCUCUGCUGCACACCUCUGUUUGGAACCUGGGGAAAGCAGGAGGUAAGGCCAAGGCAGGCAGGAGCCAGGAGCCAGACCCCUUGAGAAGGCGCUGUGGGUGGGUCUUCGUUCUGCCUUUCCUGGCAGGUGGGGUUGGGGCACACAGACAUUGGAAUAUUUGUACUCCUGCUCUCGUGCCAUUUGAGAGGCUGCUGCUCCAGGCAGGCCAGCCCCUCCUCCUCUUGGCUACACUCAUGUUGCUCAAGACUAUAUUUCAAAUAAAAAAUCUUCUCACCAUGCAGGUAGGCUCUUGUAUUCCUCUCCAAGUGAGCCUGGCCCCACCCUGUCCCACCCAAGGGUCUUUCCCAGACUUCCCUGUUUGUUCCAUCUCUGAGGGAGGACAAGACUUCCUACUGUCUAAGGAAGGCCUUCUCUAGAUUCUGGAGCUUGUGGUUAGGAAACCAGGAGCCUUGGACUUAGUUCUCUAGAGACCUUCCGAAGGCGCAAGGGGAGGGCUCCAUAACAGUCAAGUCACCUCCCAGGUCUCCCCGGCCUAGUGGCACUGGCUUUAGGGCCUGUCGAAAUUUUCUGGGCACCUUCAUCUUUCCUUCAGAUGAUUUUCAACCUAAGAGAACCACUUACCGGGAAGAAGGGAAAAGCGGAUGGAGAAGAGGAAUUUUGUAAUUUUCUUACAGCAUUCAAGAGCUUUCUUACUUCUUACAGCAUUGCUGCUGCCACAGAGAACUCAGAUAUAGCAGAAUUGGGAUUAGACUUGGGAGACUGGCUGUCUUUUCACGGAUGGUGCAGUCGGGGCCCGCCCAAGCACGAGGAGCAGGGCUGUGUGGAGGUGUCCUCUGACUUCCAACCCAGGUGGCAUGGCGCUGGGCCCAGCAGGAUCUAGUGCAGUAAAAGGAAGAGGGUGCUGGCUGCGUUUGUAGAGGUCGUCUUUCAAGGAGGCAUUAGAUAUCAAUGAUAAAUUAUUAAGUCAGAUAAAUAUGCCUGACCUUUUCACAACUGAAAAAAAAAAUACGUUUUUGUCCCUCUAUCAAAUGCCACGUUUUUAGUGGAAAUGCUAAUGGCAGUGGGAAAGGUUGCCUGAGUUUCAGAGAGACUCACUGUCUGCACCCUUCUAAUGACUGUUCUUCCUGGCAAGGUUUCUACCUCCCCGCCUUCCACACUGGCAGGGGGCAAUCCAGGCCUAUUUCCAGCUACCUGGAAAGCCAGAGCUAGCCGUGCUGUAGCUGUUGUCCCAUCCCUAAUUCUAGUUGCAGGGAGCCAUCCUUGUACCCUGGGUUCAUUCACAGAAACGGGUUCUGGAGGAGGCUGAUAGAACGGUUUGAAAUGACUGGCCGAAUUUAUCUAUUAGAGGUCUUUGCCUGGGGCAUAAAGAAGGCUGCUCAAGGAUGAUAUAAUGAUAGCUGGUGAGCAGGCAGAGAUGGUGGAAUUGUAUGUAUACCUGACCCCAGAUAAUACAUCUCUUUCCUUGGAAGAGCGUGAGUUGGAAAAAUGCUGAGCCACUCCCUGGGAAACCUGGGUCCUGGCCUGGAUUCUGCCUUUAACCAGCUCUUAACAAAUCACUUCACCUCACUGUCUCCUCCCCUUCACAGUAGAGUUAGUAAUUCCCAUCCAACUGGCUUCACAGCCGUUUGUGAGCUCAUGAAUGUGAAAGUGUUUUCUAGUUUAUAAAACACUAUAUGUAUGUGGGGAAAUCUUUACUUGACCUUAGGGCAUGGAGGGUGGAGCACAUUUUGUCUGCUGUUUGGACUUGGAUGCUGAUUAUCAAUUAUGAAGUGGCCCAGGACACCUAGGCAUUAUUUAGUAAGAGUGAUGAUAAUAACAUUUUAAGCCCUGCUUGUGUGUCCAGCAUCUUGCUGAACAUUUUCUGGUGAUUCUUUCCUUUAAUCCUCACAAAGAUCUCACAGUUGUCCUCCAUUUUACAGAGAAGAGAACUGAGGCUCAGAGAGGUUAAACGAUGUGCAGUGGCUACCUGUAAUGAUGGUGCUGAGUCAAGCUGUCAACCCCUGUGCUCCUCAGUGACUAAGACUGCUUUGACAGGCUGCCAGCUUGUCAGUGGUUUGCAGCCUUCCAGACAUUUGCUCUCCUACUUCUGUAGUUGGGGUGCCCCUCCAAGUGCCAGGUUCUCUUUGGAGUCCAUCUGUGCCUUGUCACCCCAAGGAGGGCCUUGAGCAUCACACUGUGACAUUCCGAAACACAUGUGGUGUCUCUACAACCUUUCAUUCUCAUUGAGAUUUACCUUGCCAUUUGAACACCGUCAUUUUUUGAGAACUGUCUAGAAAAGGUUGCCUAACCCUCACAGGGAACACCUGGUUCCCUCAGAGUCCAGUAUCUUCUGGUCUUUUCUUUUUCAAGAUUUUUUUUUAAUGGUUGUGCUAUCAUUUGUCAUCAGAAAAUGCUUGCUGUAACAAGCAUUUAUCUUCACAUUAUACUGCAGUGAAGGCUCUACUGAUCAAAUUAAACAGAUAAGAUCCCUACCCUUGUAGAAACUACAAUUUAAUACACUCUAAGACUUGACAAAUUACUUAGUAUUUAUUUUCCAACUGCUUUAUCUCUGUAAAAUGAUAUGCUCAAUUACUAUAAGCUAAUGGUUGUAGAAAGAACUUUCCCCUUAACUUAUGUAAACAGUCUGGUUUUUAAAAAUUUAAUAAUUGUGGCCCAGUAACCUCAACACUUGCCUUCCCCAAGACUGACUGAGGAAGCUCUGCCCCGUUCACCACUGUAUAUUCAGCACCAGGCAAUUUCUUUUAUUUUCUGUUUGUUUGUUUUGAAAAAUUAAUACAUAUACAUGGUAAGACAUUCCACAGUACAAAAAAUACAAUUGUAUUCCACAAUACAAAGGGGUAUACAAUAAACAGUAAGCUUCCCCAUGGAGGUCAGCCUCUAGUCCCCUCUCCAGAGUUAAUCACUGUUAUCUAUAUGUUGUGUAUCCUUUCAGAGCAAUUCUAUGCAUUUACAAGUUUAUAAAUAUGUAUAUUUAUAUAUCUAUUUUUAAUACAAAUAGUAGAAUUCUAUACACAGUGUUCUGAAGCUUGCUUUCUUCACUUAUAUAGUAUUUUGGAGAUUAUUCCAAAUUCAUACAUUGGGUCAGAGUAAUUCUUUAAAAGUUCCUUGCAUAUAAUAGUGGUUCAAAAAGUAUAUGGAUGAAUGAAUGAAUGCCUGCAUGAAUGAAUGAAUCUGAUUCAACUGGUAGCUACAGCUGCUCUCGGGGGCUGAUCUAAUCAAGACAGCACCUUCUAGAUUCUAGAGUAUGUCCCCCUGACUAAGGUGUUCAGAAUACUAUUCACCUUCUCCAACAGAUGCCACAGGAACUGGGCACAGGAAGCCUUGGGCCCUUCGAGGAAAAAGUCGAGACCAGGACCCCAGGUCCCAAGUAAGGGUUUUUUUCGGGUUCCUACUUAAAAUGCGUUUUUCUUUAUUGGAAAAUGAUGUAACACUUUAGAGAAAAUUAAAAAGCACACAUAUUUAUAA
This is a messenger RNA of Saimiri boliviensis boliviensis (Bolivian squirrel monkey), 8140 nucleotides long. RefSeq names its product zinc finger protein 592 (gene ZNF592). NCBI's taxonomy places the organism in Eukaryota, Metazoa, Chordata, Mammalia, Primates, Cebidae. The record is from RefSeq and is a predicted model, not a curated record.